Molecule: messenger RNA, 2038 nt
Organism: Morus notabilis
Lineage: Eukaryota; Viridiplantae; Streptophyta; Magnoliopsida; Rosales; Moraceae
Product: alternative NAD(P)H-ubiquinone oxidoreductase C1, chloroplastic/mitochondrial
Exons: 11
Coding region: 90-1727 (545 amino acids)
Biological process (GO): aerobic electron transport chain; phylloquinone biosynthetic process
Cellular component (GO): chloroplast
Molecular function (GO): NAD(P)H dehydrogenase (quinone) activity
Source: RefSeq, a predicted model, not a curated record
CCUCCGUGUAACUACCGCAGCCAAACGUGGACAGAGCUUUGCUCAUAACUAUAACUUCAUCUCUCUCUCUCUCUCUCUCUCUAACUGAAAUGGCGCUAACUGCUUCUGCGACGCUCGCACCUUUCAAUCGCGUGGUUAAGCUUAAGCAAUGGAGCAAUUUGUUUUCUGGGUUUUCGAGAAGAAGUGGGACCGACUUCUCGUUUCCCAGGAAAAAUUCUCAAAGGAAAGGGGUUAGGCCAUUGAAAUUUGCUUCAUCUUCUUCUUCUUCAGUGGAACCCAAUGGACGAGGUGUUGCAGAUAUCUCUGAAGAUGAAGCCUCACGGCGCUUGUAUGCUUGGCCAGAUAACAAGAAACCGAGGGUAUGUAUACUUGGUGGUGGAUUUGGAGGUCUUUAUACUGCUUUACGACUUGAAUCACUUGUGUGGCCUGAUGAGAAAAAGCCUCAGGUGCUUCUUGUUGAUCAGUCAGAACGCUUUGUUUUUAAGCCAAUGCUAUAUGAGCUUUUAUCUGGAGAAGUAGAUGAAUGGGAAAUAGCUCCUCGGUUCACAGAUUUGCUGGCGAGUACCAGCGUGUUGUUUUUCCAAGACAAGGUUAAAUCUUUACAUCCAUGUGAUCAUUUGGGAUGGAAUGGACCUUCAAGUUCUACUUGUGGAGGGACAAUACAUCUUGAAAGUGGUCUUCUUAUUGAAUAUGACUGGCUGGUUCUUGCUUUGGGAGCUGAAACUAAACUUGACCUUGUACCGGGAGCAGCAGAAUUUGCAUUACCAUUCUCCACCUUAGAAGAUGCUCGUAGGGUUGACUACAAGUUAAAAACACUGGAGAGGAGAAACUUUGGUAAGAACUCUCUGAUUCGUGUUGCUGUUGUCGGCUGUGGUUACUCUGGAGUAGAGUUGGCAGCCACAAUAUCUGAGAGACUGCAAGAUAAAGGAACGGUACAGGCAAUCAAUGUGGAAAAGACAAUUUGUCCACUGGCGCCUCCUGGUAACAGGGAGGCUGCACUCAAAGUUCUUUCAACAAGGAAAGUUCAACUUCUAUUGGGUUAUCUUGUCCGCUCUAUAAGAAGAGCGGGAAAUGUGGAAUCUUCAGUGAAGCCAGUUGAGAGUGUAGUCAAGGAAAUUCCUACAGAAAGUGAUUUGGAAAAGUACAUAUUGGAGCUUCAGCCUGCAGAGAGGGGAUUGAAGAGUCAAAUUCUGGAAUCAGAUCUAGUGUUAUGGACUGUUGGCUCUAAACCUCUUCUUCCGCAGGUGGAACCUUGUGACUGGCCCCAUGGGCUUCCCCUAAAUGCUCGGGGUCAAGCAGAAACAGAUGAAACUCUUCGUGUUAAGGGCCAUCCACGUAUAUUCGCACUUGGCGACUCGUCUACUCUGAGGGACUCAAAUGGAAGGGCUCUUCCUGCCACUGCACAGGUUGCUUUUCAGCAAGCAGACUUUGCUGGUUGGAAUCUUUGGGCUGCCAUCAAUGACCGUCCUCUUUUGCCAUUUAGGUUUCAGAAUUUAGGUGAAAUGAUGACUCUGGGGAGGAAUGAUGCUGCACUUUCUCCGACGUUCGUCGAGGGGCUUACGAUAGAAGGUCCAAUUGGUCAUACUGCAAGGAAAAUAGCAUACUUGAUUAGAUUACCGACCGAUGAACAUAGGUUUAAAGUCGGGAUCAGCUGGCUCGCCAAGACUGCUAUCGAUUCAAUUGCAUCCGUGCAAAGCACUCUAUCUAAGGUUCUCUCGAGCCAGUAGAUCAGUACUUCGGGAUGUAAAACAUAAUUGGAGAGCGUUGCCUCUUGUAGUAGUCAUCGCUUUUUAUUUGUACAGUGUUUGUUGUGGUAUAAUGUUGACUACAUGAAUCGUUUAUAUUUUUUAUUUCUAAUGUUGUUCAAAUGGCAAUUUUACUAUGCCUAUGAAUAUUGUAAGUCUACGCUAGUACAACCUAAAUGGGGUUGACCUUGUGAGGAUGAAUUUUUGAGUUUAAAAAAUUGUGUCGUUUGGUUCUUCAUAGAUAGAGGAUCAAUUUUGGAAAGUAAAUACGACAGCCAUUAUUUAAUGUGGCC